GUUUGUGUUCACUUAGUUAGGGUCCUAUAACCUAAACGAACGUUUCUGUGUAAACUAUGAUAAUAGUGGUUUUGUCUUAAUAAAAGUAACAAUGCCGUCAUCUGUAGUCUUCGGUACGAACGAGAAAUGGCGCAUAAAUCGAAACAUAUUUAUACUCGGUUUCGCCUUCAUGAUCCACUUCACCGCAUUUCAUGGUACUGCUAAUCUACAGAGCUCUGUUAACACUGAUGCAGCAGCGGGGACCUUCACACUGGCUGCGAUAUACUUUUCACUGAUUCUGUCAAAUGUAUUUUUGCCUGCCUUGGUUAUACAAUGGCUCGGUUGCAAAUGGACUAUGGCCUUGUCAUUCAUAGCGUAUAUGCCGUUUAUCAUUGCUCAAUUCUACCCUCAUCUUCACACCCUGGUGCCAGCGGGAAUGAUGGUUGGUUUUGGAGGAGGGCCGCUGUGGUGCGCUAAGUGUACUUAUUUAUCAGUCGUAGCGGAACCAUAUGCAAAGCUGUCAGGAGUAUCAGCAGAGGUAUUGGUGGUCAGGUUCUUCGGUCUUUUCUUCAUGUUCUAUCAAAUGGCGCAGAUUUGGGGAAAUCUCAUUUCUUCUGCAAUUUUAUCAUCCAGUCUUGGUGACGUCACGUUAUAUUCCAACGAAACUUACCUAAAUGCUGACGUCAUAGCCGCCUUUAACUACUCGAUACCAGCACCUGACUAUGGUGCUACGUGUGGUGUGAACUUCUGCAGCGGAAGCGAGGAACACGAUAAUUCAAAUUUAGAACCUCCCUCGCCGCUGAAAAUUCAGGUUAUAGCUGGUAUAUACCUAGCUUGUAUGCUCGCGGCUUGUGUCUUAGUAGCUAUAGGAGUUGAUUCAUUGUCCAGGUACAAUACCGGUCGUCAGCCAACAGGUCAUGGCAAAUCUGGCCUGCAGCUGCUUGCAGUGACGCUGCGACAAUUACGCCAUAAGUACCAGUUAUUACUGCUUCCUGUUAUUGGCUAUAUCGGUGCUGAACAGGCGUUCAUGGCUGCUGAUUUCACUCAGGCGUUCGUAGGCUGCGCUUACGGCAUCCCAAACAUUGGUUUCGUGAUGAUUUGCUUCGGUGUCUUCAAUGCUUUAGCAGCUCCUGUCGCCGGUGCAGUCGUCAAAGUUACUGGAAGAUUUCCAGUCAUGUUAACCGCAUUGGUCCUGAAUCUCUGUCUCUUAACGGCCCUUCUGCUUUGGAGACCGGAGCCCGAACAAUGGCUGAUGUUUUACUUCCUGGCAGCCAUUUGGGGGACGGCUGAUGCUGUAUGGCUGGUACAAGUAAAUGCUUUGUCUGGUAUCUUAUUCCCUGGUGAUGAGGAAGCGGCCUACUCAAACUUCAGGCUCUGGGAGGCGACCGGCAGUGUGCUGUCAUAUGCAUCAGCUCCCUAUCUCUGUGUUCGCACAAGAUUAUACAUCCUUCUGGGUUUGCUGUUAUUGGGUUUCUCUGGAUAUACGACCAUAGAAGUGAUGGAGUACAAAGUAAAGAAACGUCACCACCAAGAGAGGAACUUCGAACUAGUCAUGAAAACUGAGCAAGAUUAAUCUUUUGCGUAUGGUUUUUUAGUAGGCGCCUAAAUUGUAUACUGACAUUUUAACUCCUGAUGUGUUUAUACGUGAAAAGUAGAUGCUACAAUGGUAGAGGAAAGUGUGACUGUGAAAUCCAUAGAUAUUAUUUUGAUUUCUCAAUAUAGAUAUUAAUAUGGUCACAAUUUACCUUUACCAAACCCCCCUAAUCUUAAUUAAUAUUCUCAAUCAUCAUACAAGUUAAAAUGACGACAAUCAAAUACUUAUGAGAAUAUCUUAAAAGAUAUACACGAGUGUAAAUGACUUUAUAACUAACAGACGCAGCGCUAACCAUGCAACUUCCUCAUUCGAGUAUGCAAUGGUGCACACACUUCCGAGGGAACUCUUUGUACCGAAUAAGUGGCAUGGGUCUAAGCGUCCGCGAACAUAAAAUGUAAAUACAUAGAUAACAAUUAUGUAGGAAUAUAACAAGGCAAAAUAAACUAAAAACAAUAGCAAAUAUAACCACAGCAAGGUUGUUAAAAAGAUUGGACGACAGGUCUUUAUCAAAUUCGAGUCAAACUCAAAAUAACUUUAUUUAUAUAGGUAAACAAGUGCACUUAUAACGUCAGAAAAGAAGUUAAAUUACUUGUAAAUUUACAUUUUCUACCAGUUCGCAAGUCAAGAGCGUAGCGCGGGCAAGAAGAACUGGCAAGAAACUUUCCGCCACUCUUUUUAAUCGCUAGGUUUUGAGUCAUACAAGUUGUUUGAAUUGGAGUAAAAUCAAUCCUAAGGAUUCAUUAGGUCAUUUUAAUUUUUGACAAAUUUGUAAAAAGCUUUAUUAAUUAAUUUACGUUUAACGAGGGCUUAGAAUUUAUUUAAUGAUGAUUCUUUAAUUUUUCGGGGGGAGUUUGUUGUAAAAACAAUACAAUAUACAACGAAGUCAUUUUUCAUAAUAUUUUUUCAGUAAUUCGCCUUUUUAUUUUUUUAAUUAAAACUAAAUCUAAUUGCACUCACUAAAAUGCUAUCAUUUCUUUCUGUCGAAUUGUGUUUACACUGUGAUGAAAAGCGAUAACUUUAAUUAAAUUUUUUUCGCGUUGUUUUUACACUGAGGGGAUUUUUAUUACAAUUAAGAGAUUUAA
Molecule: messenger RNA, 2655 nt
Organism: Pieris brassicae (large cabbage white)
Lineage: Eukaryota; Metazoa; Arthropoda; Insecta; Lepidoptera; Pieridae
Product: UNC93-like protein
Exons: 11
Coding region: 92-1552 (486 amino acids)
Biological process (GO): regulation of muscle contraction; regulation of potassium ion transport
Cellular component (GO): plasma membrane; striated muscle dense body
Molecular function (GO): potassium channel regulator activity
Source: RefSeq, a predicted model, not a curated record